This is a messenger RNA of Protobothrops mucrosquamatus (brown spotted pit viper), 1719 nucleotides long. RefSeq names its product ornithine decarboxylase antizyme 2 (gene OAZ2). NCBI's taxonomy places the organism in Eukaryota, Metazoa, Chordata, Lepidosauria, Squamata, Viperidae. The record is from RefSeq and is a predicted model, not a curated record. Gene Ontology annotation, biological process: positive regulation of protein catabolic process. Gene Ontology annotation, molecular function: ornithine decarboxylase inhibitor activity. Gene Ontology annotation, cellular component: nucleus; cytoplasm.
GCUUCGUUCGCAGCGCGGUCGGUCGGAGCUCGGCGCUCGCCCACGGAGGAGCUGCUGUGAGGGCUGAGAGCGAGCGCCUCCCCCCGACCCCCGAGGAUGAUAAACACCCAGGACAGGAGUAUCUUACCUUUGAGUAACUGCCCCCAACUACCGUGCUGCAGGCACAUUGUUCCAGGGCCUCUGUGGUGCUCCGAUGCCCCUCACCCACUGACGAAGAUCCCCGGUGGGCGAGGGGGUGGCAGGGAUCCUUCUCUUUCAGCUUUGAUAUAUAAGGAUGAGAAGCUCACUGUUAACCAAGAUCUUCCGGUGCAUGAUGGGAAACCACAUAUUGUCCACUUUCAGUACAAAGUUACGGAAGUGAAGAUCUCCUCCUGGGAUGCAGUGCUAUCCAAUCAGAGUCUUUUUGUGGAAAUUCCUGAUGGCUUAUUAGCUGAUGGGAGCAAAGAAGGAUUAUUAGCGCUGUUAGAAUUUGCUGAAGAGAAAAUGAAAGCAAGUUAUGUCUUCAUUUGCUUUCGAAAAAGCAGAGAAGACAGAGCUCCGUUACUGAAGACAUUCAGUUUUCUGGGUUUUGAAAUUGUGAGGCCUGGUCAUCCUUGUGUCCCAUCGCGGCCAGAUGUGUUGUUCAUGGUGUACCCCCUGGAUCAGGUCUCUUCUGAUGAUGACGACGACGACGAUGACGAUUAGACCUAGUGCAGCGUUUCAGUGGGGCCCGGACAUGCUUCGAGCACGGGAGGGGGCUCCAAUGCCUCUUCUGAGGAAAGGGAAAACAAAAUCCUUCUGGACUGAAACCGCAUUUCUUAUUGUUAGAGUGACCUGUAUAUCUUCUGAGUUGACUUUUCCAUUGAAAUGUGUUACCUAGCGAAUAAUAUAAAGUCUGCACAUGUAAUUGCACAAUAGUAAAUGGAAGGUAAAUGGAGCUCUGAGGGGGCCCCCGCUGUUAAAAGCCUAGUGAAGACAUCCUGUCCAGCCACACGGUGGCUAAGGAGCCCACAGAUGGAGAGAGAGAGAGAGAGAGAGAGAAAGGGAAAGCUUCAAUUACUCGUUACAUACAUGUUGGGCUACCUAUUAGUUUGGAUAUUUGGCUUUCAUUUUAAAUGCAUAUUUAUAUGUUCACUCAGACUCUUAAGCAGGGGGGAUGUUUUGAGCGUGGAAAUAUGAGGAAUGGUAGCUUUUUUUUUUUUUUUUUUUGCAAAUAGAUGAUUUGCACCACUGGGUUAAUCAAUAUUCUGGGGUUCUUGACAAACGCUAUCCUCUUUCCGGCUUUUAUUAGGUUAGCAUUAACUCUAGCGCUGCUUCAUUUAGAAGGGGGGGGGGAAUGAACGCAAGGUGUGAAGCUGGCCUUGCUUCCGAAGGGCAUCGCCAUCCCUUUCGAGAGGAUCAGGGCAGUCUUGUGUUCUGCUGUGGAAUUGGAGAAAGAAUCAAGUCAAAGCAAGCUUUCCCUUCCUUUGGAAGAAUGUCUGGCCCACACCGAAGUCUGGAUUCUGGAAUCGUGACUGGCAACUUGAUUCGUCCCUUGAUUAGGAUUCAGUCCUUAACGCGUCUUCAAAAUGCAUUUGGAAACUUUUACCUAAAAGUAGUUCUUGUAGUUGACAUUUCCUGUCCUCAUCCUUCCUUCAAAAAUGCCCCCUGGGAAUAUUAGAUGACUGCUAUCAUGCUUACGUUUCCUUCAAACAGCCAGUUCCUUCAAACGUCAUUCACAAUAUACAAUUCUAAAACGGU